AUGCCUACCGACGGUAUUUCAUCAGCUGUACUCGUGGCACAAAUGUCUACUUUAACCAACAUCAUUGGUGCUUCUACAAUUACAUCUAGAGGCAACAUGCUCGCUGCAAGUGUUUUGCAUGUUGUAAAUGUGGAGAAGAUGUUAGCACUCGCCCAGAUAGCGUUGGUGGCGGUCAUUUCAACAGCUGCACCUGUUGUGCAAAUGUCAACUGCAUCUGGGAUCAGCCUGCCUGUAGAUGUCAACUGCCUGCAAGUUGAUACUUUUGAUGCGUUCACAAUCCCUUCAAAUACUUCUUUGCCAGCACAACCUUCUAAUGGAGUUCCUCCACAGACUGCACUUGAUAACAGUGGUGACUCAACUUUUGAGGUUCUUGAUGGGUAA
Dovyalis caffra is the source of this 381-nucleotide messenger RNA. Lineage: Eukaryota; Viridiplantae; Streptophyta; Magnoliopsida; Malpighiales; Salicaceae. The record is from the annotation of a GenBank genome assembly.